Molecule: messenger RNA, 3996 nt
Organism: Esox lucius (northern pike)
Lineage: Eukaryota; Metazoa; Chordata; Actinopteri; Esociformes; Esocidae
Gene: stat3
Product: signal transducer and activator of transcription 3 (acute-phase response factor)
Exons: 23
Coding region: 291-2717 (808 amino acids)
Biological process (GO): response to peptide hormone; cell surface receptor signaling pathway via JAK-STAT; growth hormone receptor signaling pathway via JAK-STAT
Molecular function (GO): RNA polymerase II cis-regulatory region sequence-specific DNA binding; DNA-binding transcription factor activity, RNA polymerase II-specific
Source: RefSeq, a predicted model, not a curated record
GUCAAUCAACGUUUUCGUGAAGUUUGUCUGGCUGCUCUCGGGUCAGAUAACUACGGCUGUGUGAAUUGUGAUACAAUACUGAAGUUGGCUACUGUUGUUUCAGUUUUUAGUAUUACAGUUUGGUUCAAAUUUUUUCUCGAUUGCCGUGAGUUAGAUUAAGUUCUAAUAACUUCGUUCUGGUGGUCUCAGUCUGGUGGUUUCAGUUUGGUGGUUGGUUGCUGUUUACGAUUCACGGUCUCGUUUUUCUAAGUUUCCCGAGGACAGUAGGGGUUGCGGAGGCAGCAGGCAGCAUGGCCCAAUGGAACCAGUUGCAGCAGCUGGAGACCAGGUAUCUGGAACAGCUCUACCACCUGUACAGUGACAGCUUCCCCAUGGAACUCCGGCAGUUCCUCGCCCCCUGGAUCGAGAGUCAGGACUGGGCGUACGCAGCCAACAAAGAGUCCCACGCAACACUGGUGUUUCACAACCUACUGGGGGAGAUCGACCAGCAGUACAGCCGCUUCCUGCAGGAGAACAAUGUGCUCUACCAGCAUAACCUACGGCGUAUCAAGCAGCACCUGCAGUCCACGUACCUGGAGAAGCCCAUGGAGAUCGCCCGCAUCGUGGCCCGCUGUAUCUGGGAGGAACAGAGGCUGCUGCAGAACGCCACAACCACUGCGCAGGACGGAACAGCGGCACAUCCGUCCGGCACUGUUGUGACAGAGAAACAGCAGAUUCUGGAGCACAACCUGCAGGACAUCAGGAAGAGAGUGCAGGAUAUGGAACAAAAGAUGAAAAUGCUCGAGAAUCUCCAGGAUGAUUUUGACUUCAACUACAAGACCCUUAAAAGUCAGGGUGAUAACCCACCCAACUCCUCUCCUAUUUGCUCAGAGUUGUCCCAGGACAUGAAUGGGAACAGCCAGGCAGCUGCCACGAGACAGAAGAUGUCUCAGUUGGAACAGAUGCUGAGUGCUCUGGACCAGCUCAGGAGGCAAAUAGUGACUGAGAUGGCCGGUCUGCUGUCAGCCAUGGACUUCGUCCAGAAGAACCUGACUGAUGAUGAGCUGGCCGACUGGAAGAGAAGGCAGCAGAUCGCCUGUAUCGGAGGACCACCCAACAUCUGCCUGGACCGCCUGGAGACAUGGAUCACAUCCCUGGCCGAGUCCCAACUGCAGAUCCGCCAGCAGAUCAAGAAGCUGGAGGAGCUCCAGCAGAAGGUGUCCUAUAAGGGCGACCCCAUUAUCCAGCACCGGCCUGCUUUGGAGGAGAAGAUAGUGGACCUGUUCAGGAGCCUCAUGAAGAGUGCCUUCGUGGUGGAGAGGCAACCUUGUAUGCCCAUGCAUCCUGAUAGACCACUGGUCAUCAAGACGGGCGUGCAGUUCACCAACAAAGUCAGAUUAUUGGUGAAGUUUCCAGAAUUGAAUUACCAGUUGAAGAUUAAAGUUAUUAUUGACAAGGAAUCUGGGGACGUGGCUGCUAUUCGAGGAUCCAGAAAGUUUAACAUCCUGGGAACCAACACCAAGGUGAUGAACAUGGAGGAGUCAAACAACGGCAGUCUGUCUGCAGAGUUCAAACACCUGACGCUGAGAGAACAGAGGUGUGGCAAUGGUGGCAGGACCAACAGUGAUGCAUCCCUUAUCGUCACAGAGGAGCUCCACCUCAUCACAUUUGAGACCGAGGUCUACCACCAGGGCCUGAAGAUCGACCUGGAGACCCACUCUCUGCCAGUGGUGGUGAUCUCCAACAUCUGCCAGAUGCCCAACGCCUGGGCCUCAAUCCUGUGGUACAACAUGCUGACCAACCACCCCAAGAACGUGAACUUCUUCACCAAGCCCCCGGUGGGGACCUGGGACCAGGUGGCUGAGGUCUUGAGCUGGCAGUUCUCCUCCACCACGAAGAGGGGCCUGAACAUUGAGCAGCUCACCACCCUGGCUGAGAAACUGCUAGGUCCAUCUGUGAACUACUCUGGAUGCCAGAUCACCUGGGCGAAGUUCUGCAAAGAAAACAUGGCGGGUAAAGGCUUCUCCUUCUGGGUGUGGCUGGACAAUAUCAUUGACCUGGUCAAGAAGUACAUCCUGGCUUUGUGGAAUGAAGGGUAUAUCAUGGGUUUCAUCAGUAAGGAGAGGGAGCGGGCCAUUCUGAGCCCCAAGCCUCCUGGCACCUUCCUGCUGCGCUUCAGCGAGAGCAGUAAGGAAGGAGGCAUCACCUUCACUUGGGUGGAGAAGGACAUCAGUGGGAAGACCCAGAUUCAGUCGGUGGAGCCGUACACCAAGCAGCAGCUCAACAGCAUGUCUUUUGCGGAGAUCAUUAUGGGAUACAAGAUCAUGGAUGCCACCAACAUCCUGGUGUCGCCGCUGGUCUACCUCUUCCCAGAGAUCCCGAAGGAGGAGGCCUUUGGGAAGUACUGCCGGCCGGAAGCUGCCCCGGAAGAGGCCCCGGGAGGGGAUCCCUACAGCACCAUUCAACCGUACUUGAAGACAAAGUUUAUCUGUGUAACUCCGUGUCCCUCCGUGUUCAUGGACUUCCCGGACAGCGAGCUGCUUGGGAACGGCAUUUUCCCUGGCACUAACUCUGGCAACACCAGUGACCUGUUCCCCAUGUCCCCCCGGACCCUGGACUCUCUGAUGCACAAUGAGGCUGAGAACAACCCUGGUCCGCUGGCCCUCUUGCUGUCCGUCUUCCCAGAUUCUCUCACUCUGGACAUGGAGCUGAGUUCAGAUGUGGCGUCUCCCAUGUGAAGGGCCAAACCGGAGGUUCUAGAUGGGUUCUUUUUCCCCCUCUUUCAUGUUCUUAGAAGAUAAAUGUAAGAGUUUUGUAAGACUCCACAGGUAGUGAUGCUGUAAAGAGUACCACGACAUUUACUUUGGCCACUUGUUUCAUUGUUAAUAUUUCACAUUUGAGUCAAUGUUUUGAAAAGCUGUUAAUGUGAAAAUUGUUGUAUUUUUAACGAGGCUUCUGGUUUGUUCUUUUAAUAUGUAACCGUCACUAUGGAUGCUUUAGAAAGUACCUUAAAUUGAUGUUUUAUUUUUUUAAAUACAAAGUGUAUAUUUCUUUUUUUCCUAACCUUAAAAGAAAUUAUUUGUUAUGAAUCAGGUUUUGUUUGUAUCAGAUUGUUUAAAAUGAAAGAUUGCUAUUUAGUUUUUCAGAGAGAAUUUUAUUUUUUUGUUGACUUCUUUCUCUCAAUUACUUCUUUUUGGUAGUCUUUAUCUGUCUGUUUGUACCACGUCCUUCUUCUGUGUUUUUAUCAGAAAUAUCCGGCUCCAUUUGUUCCUGUUGAAUCUCACAACCUGUAUGGGUGAUGUCUGGCUAACCCAGUGAAUCAGCCCUCUAAUGCUUUUUUAGAUAAGAGGAGGCCGCAUUUAAUUUGGGAAUGGAACAUUCACAAAGGCCAUUAUGGAAAUGCCAUUGGUUUCCCUUUCAGGUGUCAAAAAUGGUGUUGAUAAUUCUCCGAUAUUUCCCUCUCCCUCCCCAGACUGGGCUUGGCCCUCAGCUGCUGGGUAGCAUUUCUCAGUUGAAGGGAAAAGCCUGAUUCCUUCCCUGGAUUGUAGAUAGAAAUGUAUAUUUUCCUUUAGUACUUGGUUCAUACUAACCUCAUCUAUUCUCUGUAGUUUGUCCUGGUUAUUUCCAUUGAACCAUAAUGGAGAUUAGGAUCAUGAUAAAAAAAAAAAAAUCUGCAGUCCUGUGCUGGGAUUUGUAGUCCCUGAAAUAAUCUGUCUGUGUAAUGCAAAUGUAACCAUACUGUGUAGCGUGUCGUAUAGGCCAACACUUUUCUAUUCUUAUUUAAACAAAUAAUGGUAACAUCUGUUUCAAAUGAUAUUUCACUAACCUUUCUGACUGUACAGUAUAUGGUUAUGAUGGGACACUGGAUCACCAGAUGUCACUCUGAAUCAAACUACUUGAUGUGCUCAGUUGACUCCCUAACUCUGUUUAUUCUCUUCAGAUGAGACAAAUCUUUCUGUAAAUGACGCUGUAACUAAUCUCACAUUUGUUUAAAAAUCAUAAAAUGUAAGAAUCUGA